AUGAGAACCCAACGAUCUGUGGUCUGGCUUGGGACCUUUGUUCUGGUCUCCUUGUUUCUCAUUUGCUUCAGAGGAUCUAAUCCUUCCCCUGCAGUGAAUGUUUUUCCUUCGCCUGAUCCUCGUCCUUCGGCUAUCUUCCAGAGGCCUGCAAUCCCGCCCAAUGCGCAGCUUAUUGAGCAGACCACCAACCGCAAGGUUGCUCAACCAGACGGAUUCAUCCUAUUGCAUCGCUUGUCGAGAAUGCUGAGCAGCAUUCCGAUCGGCUACUGGCACGCCAAUCGAAAGACCCUGGCCAGGCUAGGGGUGCAGCUCAUCGAUGAGUAUGAUACGAUCUACCAUGCCCUGCUGCCAUUUUGGGCCCUUGAACCGAAGACUAUUCGCGAGCGGGCCCGGGAGACCUUGGGCUUCGACAACUCCAUGAUCGGGAUACUCAUCAGAAAUGGCUCGGUGUCGCUGGCGGAAGGAGGGGCCUAUGAGCAGAGCUGGCAGCGCAGCGCCACUGUCAAGAUGAUCAAGACCUUUGUCGAGUAUCUGCCUGAUAUGGAUCUUGUAUUCAAUGCUCUCGAUGAGCCUCGAGUCAUCGUACCAAACGAGGAUCUUCAGAGGCUAGUUGCUAUUGCUAAAGAUCGGAUCUCCCAAGACACU
Messenger RNA from Aspergillus sclerotioniger CBS 115572, 645 nucleotides. RefSeq lists its product as uncharacterized. The record is from RefSeq and is a predicted model, not a curated record. The annotation marks the transcript as partial. Lineage: Eukaryota; Fungi; Ascomycota; Eurotiomycetes; Eurotiales; Aspergillaceae. The transcript is spliced from 2 exons.